Molecule: messenger RNA, 1004 nt
Organism: Medicago truncatula (barrel medic)
Lineage: Eukaryota; Viridiplantae; Streptophyta; Magnoliopsida; Fabales; Fabaceae
Product: protein EARLY RESPONSIVE TO DEHYDRATION 15
Exons: 3
Coding region: 348-695 (115 amino acids)
Source: RefSeq, a predicted model, not a curated record
AAAUGAUGAAAAGGUGAGAGAAUUUAAAAAACAUUAAACAAUUCAUUCAUAUUAUAAAAAGAGAGAUCAAAGAAAGAAAGUCAAAGAAAAGAAAUAAGAAUACGCGUCAUAGUUUAGUUGAAAUUGACCUUAAUAACGAAGCCACCACCACGUUGCGUCACCGAACCAAGACGCACACUGGACGGUGGACCCCAUUUCAUUCCCGAACCACAUUAGGUUCGGAUAUUCCUUUCAGUCUUUCUAUAAAUUCAUUCUUACGUGAACGAUUCGCUUCAACGCGUUCGUCAUUCUCGCUAACCAAAUUUCUCUGAUUAAGGAAAAAGUGAUAAGAGUGAAGGUGAUUCAAGAUGGCAUUAGUUUCAGGAGGAAGAUCAACACUAAACCCUAAUGCACCACUUUACAUUCCAGCUGCAUUUCGCUAUGUCGAGGAUUUUUCUCCGGAAUGGUGGCAGCUGGUGACAACACUGAAAUGGUACCAUGAUUACUGGCUUAGCCAGCAACAUGAUGACGAAGGCUUUUAUGAUGAUGUAGAUGAGUUUGACGGUAAUGAUGUCGUUGAUUUGCUUCCUGAUGCGUUUGAUCUUGAUGCGGAUGAAGAUAUUUCGAUUGAAGCUCAGCUUGAAGAGUUUAUCAAGUCUUCUGAAGCACAAGAGGAAAGUUUUGUGGAGCAAGGAGCAAAGAAAUUUAAUGGAUGAGCUAAAGAGGAAGCUUCGAACACAUCUACCAUAGACGCCGAAUGCGACGGCCUUGCCAUAGCUUUCGGUUAUUUAGCCAAUGUACCAUGUCAGUUUUAACUUUCCGUAACUUCUUGUAUAGGCAAGGUUUCAAUUUUCAAUCAUUCCUUCUUACCAAAAUCUAUGGUAAAAUAGAGAGGAAAAGAAGAAAAAAAAUGUAAAAAUAUUUCAAGUACUGAUGUUGCAAGAACUGUUAUAUGUAAUAUGACAAAAUGAAAAAAGACAAAAAAAAAAAGAAAAAGAAAAAAAAAAGAUUUGUUUACCCAUAAA